Messenger RNA from Coregonus sp. 'balchen', 9192 nucleotides. NCBI's taxonomy places the organism in Eukaryota, Metazoa, Chordata, Actinopteri, Salmoniformes, Salmonidae. The record is from the annotation of a GenBank genome assembly.
AUGCAGCUCCUCUGGCUGUCCCUGUUGCCCUGUCUGUACUUGGCCUCCCUGUGCUCUGCAGAGCAAGGACUGGAGUUCCCCAGCUUUGACGGGAAGGACCGCGUUCUGCACAUCAACGAACGCAACUACAAGAAGGCUCUGAAGAGGUUUGACAUGCUGUGCCUACUCUACCAUGAACCGCAGCCAGCUCACAAAGGCAGGCAGAAGCAGCUUCAGAUGACUGAGCUUGUGCUGGAGGUAAGAGGGGGAAGAGGAGACGAGGUGAGAGUGGAGGAGAGAGAGGGGGGAAAAGUAGUGCAGGGAUGUGCAGAUGCUAUUGGGCAGCCAACAGGGGCCAACGUUCCUUGUCUGAGGGUCAGUGCUAUCUGGGAUCCUUGGGACGUCCAUUCCCCAUUGUUGUUGAAAUUGAAAAUGGUUAAGGUAAGGAUUAAAAUUAGGGUUAGGGUUAGGUAAGGGUUAGGGUUAGGGUAGGGGUUAAGGUUAGGGUUAGAGUUUUGGGUAGGGACAUCCCAAGGAUCCCGGAUAGUAGAUGUUUCUUGGUAAGCAAGGUCAACAAGGUUGUGAAUAGGAUUAUGGGAUUAUUAUUCGACCCCAAGACAAAAUGUGUAGAGCACAGACAAAAGGUCAUUUUAACAGAUGAAGAUGGGGACAUAUGGACAUGUAGAGCUUUAAGGCUUAAUGGUAAUCACAGUGAAUUUAAACAUUUAAUUUGAUAAUUGACAUGGCAGAUAUACUACACAUCCUAGUUCCUUAGAUACGUCUUUGUAAAAGCACCUGUUUGUUCCCAAGGUCAGCAUCGUCUUUCCAUCACAUUUAAGCUGGUUGAUUUACAUGGCUUCACUCACUGAAGUUAACUGUCUGUCACUUCAACUCCGGUGACAUCAUAAAUAGUGUUGACAUCUUUAUGCGCUACCAGGACAUUUGAAAUGAGGAUUGCUGGACACUGUGUGGACAAGAGUUACAGCAGAAAUAAGUUAUGUGCCUGGACAGCUGCUAUAUGACCAAUCAGAAGCCUUUGUAAAACAAAGAUUUGAUGUCAGAGAUUAGUCAAAGCACCUCAAUCACACAUAACUUUCUGUCACUUACACUGAAGCUUAUCUGUCACAACAUGUCAUGAGAAAGAACAGACUAAAACUAGAAUAAUAUCUUAUUUCCGUUUUCCAUACUUGAUGCACGUGUCAAACUCAUUCCACAGAGGGCCGAGUGUCUGCGGGUUUUCACUCCACCCUUGUACUUGAUUGAUGAAUUAAGGUCACUAAUUAGUAAGGAACUCCCCUCACCUGGUUGUCUAGGUCUUAAUUGAAAGGAAAACCAAAAACCUACAGACACUCGGCCCUCCGUGGAAUGAGUUUGACAUCCUUGACCUAAAGAGUGAACUCUAUAGGUUAUAUUGAUGUCAUUUGUCAAAGGUUGAUGGGUAGUUUUAGAGAGAGCAUUACCUGGUUUCUCUUGUAGAACAGAGCAGUAUCAUACAUUCAGGAUGUGAUGAUUAUGUAUAUUCCCAUGUUGAUUACCCCAAUGUCCCAGGAUUCUAGGUCAGCCUAUAAUUAUAGCUUAUAACUACUUAAUUGGCUCAGAAUACAUGAACUAGCUAAUCAAAGAGGCUCCAUUGCUUCUUGUGACAGUAUAAAUGCAUAGUAAACAGUAGCUUAACUAUUCGCAAAUAUCAGUUUUUCGAUAAGUUAGAAGUACCCACCCCAGUCACAACAUUUUUUUUUUAAACAUUUUUUAGUCAUUUAGCAGACGCUCUUAUCCAGAGCGACUUACAGUUAGUGAAUACAUAUUUUUUUUAUACUGGCCCCCCGUGGGAAUUGAACCCACAACCCUGGCGUUGCAAACACCAUGCUCUAUCAACUGAGCUACAUCCCUGCCGGCCAUUCCCUCCCCUACCCUGGACAACGCUGGGCCAAUUGUGCGCCGCCCAUGAGUCUCCCGGUCGCGGCCGGCUGCGACAGAGCCUGGAUUCGAACCAGGAUCUCUAGUGGCACAGUUAGCACUGCGAUGCAGUGCCUUAGACCACUGCGCCACUCAGGAGACUGACCUGAGUCAAACUCCCCUUUACCCCUCUGCAGUGCAGUAGUAGUUUAGAGGCCUUUGUUCCUCUCUGAGGAAGUGUUUUCUGAGCAGUAAACAGUGCUGACACUUACAAAGGAGUUUCUCCCACAGUCAGUCCACAGGGUGCUCUCCUCUAGAACCUUGGUGAUCAAAGCCAUAUUGACAAAGACAGCACUGGCUGCGGUUGCCAGCCCAAAUACCAAGCAUCAGAGAGAGAGGAAGUUGAGUUUGAAAGCAGGUUAUAUAUUUAUAUUUCCCACAGUGGACUACUGCAAUGCAGAAUUGUUCUAAUGAUUGAGGUGGAUCAUAAAGAAAUAAGAGCCCACAACACCCCAAACAACACAUUGUUGAAAUACCAAGUUGGCUGAUAAUAAAUGUUGUGUCUUGUUAAAUCCUCAGCUGACUGCACAGGUCCUGGAGGACAAGGACAUUGGCUUUGGGAUGGUCGACUCCCAGAAGGAUGCUAAAGUGGCCAAGAAACUGGGUACGUCCUCAUUUGUCAUAUAUAGGUCCCAGAGUGUUUCCUGGUCAGGUCACAUGGUCAGGCAAACCCCUGGUCACAUCAAAAAUAUCAAAAUGCCAUAACCUCUACAAAAUAGGUAUUUGUCUAGGCUUGUUUUCCAGUUGGCGCCCAGUCACCAAUGCUUCCUGAAUCCCCCUGUCACGAUCGUCAUAAGAAGCAGACCAAGGCGCAGCGUGAUAUGCGUACAUCUUUUAAUGAGUACUAUACACAAAUAACAAAACAACAAAACGAUACGUGAAGUCCUAGGUUAAACACCAAAACAAACCUUACGGAACAAGAUCCCACAAAUGACAAGUGCAAAACAGGCUGCCUAAGUAUGGUUCCCAAUCAGAGACAAAAAGCAACAGCUGCCUCUGAUUGGGAACCACCCCGGCCAACAUAGAAACACAUGAACUAGAACAUGAACAUAGAACAUACAACAUAGACACUACACACCCUGGCUCAACUUUUAAGAGUCCCCAGAGCCAGGGCGUGACAGUACCCCCCCCCCCCAAAGGCGCGGACUGCGACCGCGCCAACCAAACACAACAGGGGAGGGGCCGGGUGGGCAUUCCGCCUCGGAGGCGGAUCCGUCUCCGGGCGUGACCACCACUCUCUCGCUACCCCCCCGUAGCGCCCCUGGUGUGGUCCCGCUGGCUGGAGCUGGACUGGACAUCGGUGGAGCGGAUUGCUUUGGCUCCGGUGUGGAGCAGCUGACCGGUGCCGGACCAGGCACCGGUGGAACAGGCACGGACCGUGCCGGACUAACGACGCGCACCACUGGCUUGGUGCGGGGAGCAGGAACAGGCCGGACCGGGCUGGCGACGCGCACCACUGGCUUGGUGCAGGAACAGGCCGGACCGGGCUGACGACGCGCACCACUGGCUUGGUGCGGGGAGCAGGAACAGGCCGGACCGGGCUGGUGACGCGCACCACUGGCUUGGUGCGGGGAGCAGGAACGGGCCGGACCGGGCUGGCGACGCGCACCACUGGCUUGGUGCGGGGAGCAGGAACGGGCCGGACCGGGCUGGCGACGCGCACCACUGGCUUGGUGCGGGGAGCAGGAACGGGCCGGACCGGGCUGGCGACGCGCACCACUGACUUGGUGCGGGGAGCAGGAACGGGCCGGACCGGGCUGACGACGCGCACCAUUGGCUUGGUGCGGGGAGCAGGCACAGGCCGGACCGGGCUGGCGACGCGCACCAUUGGCUUGGUGCGGGGAGCAGGAAUGGGUCGGGCCGUACUGGGAACACGCACCACUAACUUAGUGCGGGGAGCAGGAAUGGGUUGGGCCGUACUGGGAACACGCACCACUAACUUAGUGCGGGGAGCAGGAACGGGUUGGGCCGUACUGGGAACACGCACCACUAACUUAGUGCGGGGAGCAGGAACGGGUUGGGCCGUACUGGGAACACGCACCACUAACUUAGUGCGGGGAGCAGGAACGGGUUGGGCCGUACUGGGAACACGCACCACUAACUUAGUGCGGGGAGCAGGAAUGGGCUGGGCCGGACUGGGAACACGCACCACUAACUUAGUGCGGGGAGCAGGAACGGGUCGGGCCGGACUGGGAACACGCACCACUGGCUUAGUGCGGGGAGCAGGAACGGGUUGGGCCGUACUGGGAACACGCACCACUAACUUAGUGCGGGGAGUAGGAACGGGCCGGGCCGGACUGGGAACAUGCACCACUGGCUUAGUGCGAGGAGCAGGAACGGGCCGGGCCGGACUGGGAACACGCACCACUAACUUAGUGCGGGGAGCAGGAACGGGCCGGACCGGACUGGUGACACACACCACUUGCUUGGUGCGAGGUGCGGGACUGGGUUUCCUCAUAAACCCCCGCUCCCUCUGCUGCCUAACCAGUUCCUCUCGCCGUGCCUCUACUCUCUCCUUCUCCCUUAUCGCCUCCAGUAGCUCCUCCCUCUGACCAACUAACUCCUGCUCCCUCAUGACCAAUAGCCCCCGUAACCUGGUGGCCUCCUCUCCUAUUUCACCGAUACGUCCUGUAGCUGCCUCCAGCUUCCCCGUCGUCCAUGCCGUGUGCCCCCCCCCAAAAAAAUGUCUUGGGGUUGCCUCUCGCCUGUUUGACGACGGCACGGUUGGCGCCGUACCUCCUCUCUCGCCAGGGCUUUAACUUUUUCCCAUGGCCCUUUUCCCGCAAACAUGUCCUCCCAAGACCACCAUUCGCCCACCUGGGACAUCGCCAACUUCUCCAGUUCUUUUCCUGGUGUUUGCUCCUGAACACGCUGCUUGGUCCUGUAUUGGUGGGAUCUUCUGUCACGAUCGUCGUAAGUAACGGACCAAGGCGCAGCGUGAUAUGCGUACAUCUUUUAAUGAGUACUAUACACAAAUAACAAAACGAUACGUGUAGUCCUAGGUUAAACACCAAAACAAACCUUACGGAACAAGAUCCCACAAAUGACAAGUGCAAAACAGGCUGCCUAAGUAUGGUUCGCAAUCAGAGACAACAAGUAACAGCUGCCUCUGAUUGGGAACCACCCCGGCCAACAUAGAAACACAUGAACAAGAACAUGAACAUAGAACAUACAACAUAGACACUACACACCCUGGCUCAACUUUUAAGAGUCCCCAGAGCCAGGGCGUGACACCCCCUUUCACCUGGGCCCUCAGGUUUGGAGGAGGAGGGCAGUCUGUACAUCUUCAAGGACGACCGUGUGAUCGAGUUUGACGGGGAAUUCUCGGCAGACACCCUUGUGGAAUUCCUGCUGGAUGUGAGUAGGAAACAAAGGGGUGGGAGGUGGGAGAGAGAGGGAAGAGGGAGGUGGGAGUUGGGAGAGAGGGAGGUGGGAGAGAGAGGGAGAGCGGGAGGUGGGAGAGAGAGGGAAGAGGGAGGUGGGAGAGAGAGGGAGGUGGGAGAGAGAGGGAAGAGGGAGGUGGGAGAGAGAGGGAAGAGGGAGGUGGGAGAGAGAGGGAAGAGGGAAGAGGGAGAUGGGAGAGAGAGGGAGGUGGGAGAGAGGGAAGAGGGAGGUGGGAGAGAGAGGGAAGAAGGGAGGUGGGAGAGAGAGGGAAGAGGGAGGUGUGAGGUAGAAGAGAGAGGGAAGAGGGAAGUGUCUCUUCCUCCAGUGUAAGAGGGACAGAACCACAGGGGGAGAAUACUUCUUAGCUCAUUAUGUUAUAAUAAAUGAACAGCUUCUGCCUCAUUAGAUGAUAUGUAAAUGAUGCAAUGUAACGCACGGCUCAGCAGGAGAACACUGUAAGUCCUCUUCCCACUUGUCUUUCCUGGGAAAAUAAACAGAGUUAGUGUUUGAAGGGAUGUUGUAAUUAGUAAAUAUAGCUAGUGGUGUAAAGUUUGAAGCUAGUAGAGAGCAAACCUGAUGAAUUAAUAAAAGAUAAACGCAAGGAGUAAACUUGUGUUGCUCAUGUACAGUACAAGCAAUGCUUUUUGCCUAAUACAAGUGGCAACUUUUCUGUAUUUCAAGGCCACUCACUCAUCACAGCCCACUCUCUCCCACUGUGUUAAUGAAUGACCAUGCUGUUGUGCUGCUCUGCCCCCUAGGUGUUGGAGGACCCAGUGGAGCUCAUCAGUAACCCUAUGGAACUGAGGGCCUUCGAGAGGAUGGAAGAAGACAUCCGCCUCAUUGGUUACUUCAAGGGAGAGGACUCAUGUGAGUCUGUGAAUGCCAAAGCAUGUGUUAUGGGAUGGCCUGUUCACACGUGUCAAACAAGUGAAGUGUGUGAAGAACUGUUGGGAGUGAGAAAUUGUCCCUUGCUUUAAGGUGCACUCGUCUCAGUGUGGUUUCAUACUUCAGCUGUCCAAAUCAGCCCCCUUAAAGUCUCCCUGCUGUUCCUGCCCUAUCCUCCCCAGAGGCUCACUACUCCACAUGGGACCUAAUAGAGGCAAAUAGCCAUUAAGCCAGCUGCUAAAAAGACACUUUGUUCUGGGCUGAUCUACACUCCUUCUUGCCUCCUGAGAGGCUUUUAAUAGCUUCUAGUUCUCUGUCUAAUAGGUCGAGAGCAAUUAUAGACAGCGCUGCUCCAAAGAAGAAAAGGAGAAGCGAGAGAAGGGAAGAUAAAAAUCUCCUCAUAUUUGACAGAGGCAUGAUGCGGCUUUUAUUAAGAAAAAUCCUAUUUCGGAGAGAAGAUUGUAGGUCCUAUGGCCGUGACCUUAGGGCUUAUUGAGAGGAUAGCCUGGCGCCUCAGAAGCUGGUUGUAAAAUGGUUCUGUUACUGAGGAGGUGGGAGAGAGAUUACGCUGGGAAAUUGAAAUUGAAUGUCAACCCUUGUUUUCCUGAUCACAUAGCUUUCUGAAGGAAGAUGAGUUUUGAAUGCAACCCUGCCAAACUGUAAUCUCUUUCUUUCUCUCCCUCCUCUUCUUCUUCCAUUCUAUCAGACUACAAGGCAUUCCAGGAGGCCUCAGAGCGGUUUCAGCCCUAUAUCAAGUUCUUCGCCACAUUCGACAAAGCUGUAAGUACAGUACACUCCACAAACCUGAAUCAAGUCAAACAUGUGUGUGUAGGCAAUAUCUAGGUCAGUUUCUACACAACAUCAGUGAUAGCUAAGUGUGUGUGUUGUGAUGCAGACGGCGAAGCACCUCUCUCUGAAGAUGAACGAGGUGAAUUUCUAUGAGCCCUUCAUGGAGGAACCAGCCAUCCUUCCUGGCAGGCAACUCUCAGAGAUGGAGAUAGUGGAGUUUGUCCACCAACACAAAAGGUAACCAUAAAAAGUAUAGUUUAUUUUAGGGCUCGAACACACCAAUAACACUUGCCUGCCGAGAGUACUUGAAACCGAUUUUACAUGUAGGAUCGCGUGAAAAUGUCGGCAGUCAGACAUCACUGAACGAUCGGUCGACGAACAGAACAUCCACAUUUGGUGCGAUGUGUGCGACCCUUCAGUUCUGUGGUUUUAACUUCUCCCAUUGGUGCAGAUGGAUCAUUAGAAUCCAGUCAUUUUUCAUAUCAUCACUGUUAAUAUUCCUGAUCUCAUAUGGAUGACCCAGUUUACUGUUGGAUAUUCUUGAAAUGUUGUGUGGCUGUGGUCUGUCUUCUACAGGGCGACUCUGAGAAAGUUGCGUGCGGAGGACAUGUUUGAGACAUGGGUGAGUUACCUACAGUAUUACUGUACCUCUCCCUGAGAAUAGGGAAUUAUACUGGUAGUAUUAUAUGUGUACCCUUUACUCAUUCAAUGUCCCUUUCCCAGGAGGAUGACCUGGAUGGGAUCCACAUUGUAGCCUUUGCUGAGGAGGAAGACCCUGGUUUGUUGAUCUUUAUUUUCUAAUUUUUAAAGCUGGAAUCCUUAAUGGUGAAACAACAGAUAGAACAGCAGAAUAUGUACUGCAAUUUUCUCGACCCACCUCUCCUCCAUUUUGUCCACACAAAAAAACAAUAACCAAGGUGCUGGGGCGGACAGUGGCGCUGUUUCCCAUAAUGCGGAUUCUAUAUUUAAUGCAGUACAUGGGUAAGGACACAAAUGGGUGUGUACAAAUAUCUCUAAGCUGUCCAUCUGUGAUUUCUCCAGAUGGUUAUGAGUUCCUAGAGAUCCUGAAAGAUGUGGCCAGAGACAACACCAACAACCCUGAGCUCAGUAUAGUGUGGAUUGACCCUGAUGACUUCCCACUGGUAUGACCUCUGACCCCACACACACCAUUACAUAUGAAGACAUAUUUCAUUUGGUGUGAGUUAAUUGUUCAGCUUUAUAAACUGCACCAAUGCUUUGUGUCUGUCUCCCCGAUCCAGCUGACCACAUACUGGGAGAAGACCUUCAAGGUGAACCUGUUUAAGCCUCAGAUUGGAGUUGUGAACGUGACAGACGUAAGUUGAGCUCUCCUUUAACUUAAAUUGUGUUCCACCUGUUGAUUCAACGUAAUGGUAAGAUAACAUCUCUGGACAUCUCAUUAGAAUAGAAUCUGUAUGACCUCUUGAGCUGAAGACAAAUCUAAUUGGAUGAGGUGGCAAGUGGUUGAACUUUGACCCCCACUGUGGCAGGCGGACAGUAUCUGGCUGGACAUGUCCAAUGACGAAGACCUGCCCACGGCUGAGGAACUGGAGGACUGGAUAGAAGACGUGCUGUCUGGGAAGGUCAACACUGAGGAUGACGAUGAUGUGAAGGAUGACUAUGAUUAUGACGGGGUUGACAGGGAGGAUAGGCACCAUAGUGACCAUCACGAUGAUCGUGGAGACGAUGAUGGCAAUGAUGACAGUGACUAACCUGCAGUCUAACAGAGAUUGCAUGGGUUAUGUUUUAUUGAACAGUCUGGUAUUUAUCUUGUAUUUUCAUGGAAAUUGUAGGGUAAAAUGGUAGUUGCAUGAGAAUUAUCGAAUAGUAAACGCUUGGUUUCUUUGGGAUUUAUUUAAAUAAGUACAUGUAUAGCCUUUACUUCUUGAUACCAGGUAGUUAUCUGUAGUGUUCAGUUCUUUGUACUAGAAGCACUAUAAUAACCAAUUGUUAACAUGCAAUUUCUCAGACCAUAGCAGGUAAAUACUUAAUUAGACUGUGAAAUAAAACUGUAACACUAGUCCAUCAUAGAAUAACUUUGUACAUUUUCUAAAUAAAAGCUUCUUUAUGGCAGAUGAUUGUAAAAGUAAAGGUUCUUAGUCCAGGUUGUGUUCUUGAUUCAAUAAAUACUUGAUUGUAUAAUUAUGUGAUACUGUAUGAAUAAAUGUAAUGUAACCUAAA